This is a messenger RNA of Gopherus flavomarginatus (Mexican gopher tortoise), 1627 nucleotides long. RefSeq lists its product as uncharacterized. NCBI's taxonomy places the organism in Eukaryota, Metazoa, Chordata, Testudines, Testudinidae. The record is from RefSeq and is a predicted model, not a curated record. Bases 147 to 1568 code for a protein of 473 amino acids. The transcript is spliced from 4 exons.
CAGCACUUCCUUCCCUCUGCCAGCGGCUGCCUUUCCCAGAGCUGUUUAGCUCAGGCUGCCACUGAAUUUCCAGCCUGCUGCAAGAGAGCACAGACGCCUGAGAUCAUGCUUGCUGCAGCUGCCUUCCCGCACAGCACAGGUCAUCCAUGGAAACCUUGUAUUCUGCCCUCCAGGACGAGAUCUGUGCCUUCGAGGCACACGUGCAGAGCUGCCAGAAAGACUUUGACCUGCACACGCUUUACAAUGUGCUGCUGCUGCUGCUCCCCGGGAGCCCGACCUGGGAGGUGAAAAGCCUGGAGCAGCUAGAAAAGCUUGUUGAGGGCAGGGCCUGGCCAGGCCAGGACACCGUGAAAAUUACAGGCAGCGCUGAGAGUUGUGAUGUCCCUGGCUAUGUCGCCUGGCUUGGCUCCUACCUGGGGUACUUAAAUACUUUAAAAGAGACGUUUGAUGCCAAGGUCGUAUUCCCUUUGUGUGAGCACCUGUAUGUCCACGAGGAGCUGGAUGCCGGGGCUGAGCGCCGGUCUCCUGUGGGUUCCCACAACGGAUCUGGUGCUGGGCACAGCGGGGAGAAGAGGCCCCAUACUGUGACCUCCAUCACAGAUAUCGCCAAGAAACUGUUUGCCGUCAGGAGGAAGUGGGCCUUGCUGCUCAACCGGGGGGUGAUUGACGACCGGGUCUUCAGCCCCCAGAGCCUGUGCACCCUGCGGGGCUUUGCCAACACUGGCCCCAUCGUGAAGGUUCUGAGGCUGGUUCCUGACAUCUUUCACAAGAGCUUGGCCAUGGCGGCGCUUGCCAGCCAGUGGCUCAGUCUCCAUGGAAGCAGAUACAGCAUCUUCCAGCUGCUGUCAGAGCCGGGCCAGGAGAAGGGCGAGCGUAGAACUGGGCUGGCUGCUGGCACCUCUGAGCCCUGGAGGAAUGGAGUGGCCAUCAGCCUCCCUGAGUCUGCCAGUGGCUGCAGCAGUUUCUCAGGAGGCCGGGUACCUCCCAGACCCAGGAGAAGCAGCAGCAGCUGCAGCUCCCAUGAUGGAGGUGGCUGGCUGGGCAGCGUCAGUGCGACGCAAACCAAGCUGCGGGAGAGUCGAGAGGAGCUGAUGGCCCUGCUCUGGCGAGUGGAACGAGCUGGAGUGCUGGAAACUCAGCUGCACGAGCUAACCCAGAGCAUCUCCAGGCUGCAGCUGGAGCAGCAAGACACAAGGCGCAAGCUGGACGUUUUCCAGCAGAGGCUGGAGCAGGCAGACUGGGACGUGCCUGACAGCAUACCGCUGCUUAGAAGCCAGUGCCAGGCAACGCUCAGAGAGCUGGAGGACCAGGGGCGGCACAUGGAGCUGGAGAAGUAUCGUAAGAGCAUCUUGCAGAGUGACUGGCUGCUGGAGCUGGAGCUCAGACCAGGUCUUAUUCGGCAGCUUGAUGCAUUGCAGCAGCGCUGCAGAGAGCUGGAGCAGUCGCUACAGGCCAAGGACCAGGCCGCACUACAGCAUCUCCUGCCAGCAAGUAGGACAGACUCUGCUUCCCUGUGUGACUCAGGGCAUUGCUCCACCGUGUCUCCCAUGCCGACAAAUAAAGCCUGAGUCCUGCCCUCAGGGAGGGACAAUGGCAGGAGGGACUGGACCCUGUUUUGCUGCCUCUG